GUGAAGCUCGUUUCCAGCAAACCGAAAGCGCGAGGGAACUCGCUGUCCUUGAAGCCAACCGGCAAGCGGAAGCUGCCCGUAGAGCUUUAGAGGAAGCCAACAGCAAUGCCAGGCGCCUUCGCGAAGUGGAAACUUCUGCCCGUCAGAAUGAUGCGAUGCGAUCCCAUGAGGUCGCUGACAUGUCAUCUCGGAUGGAUGAACUGAUGAGGCAGCUUCAUGCCCAGCGCCAGCAGACUGAGGUAUUGAUUCAUCAGAAUAACGCAUUAAGCUCCAGGGUUCGAGAUUUCGAAGCUAGAGAUGCUGCUUUGAAGAUUCAAGAGGGAAUUCCACAAGGGCCUCCACCUGGCAUUCCCGUACACCCCAUUUCCACUCCGAAGCAUGGAGGUGUGGCGGUGGUGGCGGCGGGCCUGAUGGCAACGGCCCCAGUGGAGGCGAUGAUGAUCAUGAUCGUCGCAGUCGGUGUGGCGGUACCUGCGAGGCGGAAGCCCCAGCCCAAAGAGGAUCACAAGAAUGAUCUGGUUCUUUCGCUUGAAGAGGCUGAGGGAUAUGCAAGGGAGAAAGCUACUGAGAACGACGACUCGGUUGAAGAUGAAGUUGGCAGGGACUACAUAAUCAUUGGCGCUUGGAUUUUCAGCGGGAUGACCGGGAUCACAAAUUCUGUUGAUCGUCAUGCUCAGCUGAUCAAGUGCCUGAUCGCCUUCAUGAAGUCAAGAGGGUUGAAAGAUACCUUUACGUCUAUCUGCAUCAACCAUGGUGGCAAUCGCCGUGUGCAUCGAGAUUUGUUGAAUCAUGAUAACUCACUCAAUCACACUCUAGGCGUUGGAAGCUAUCAAGGUGGUUCCGUAUGGGUUGAGCAGAAGGAUGACUUCCCCGUAUUUCGCGGAGAAGGUGUAGCUGGUGGGAAAUCAAAGUGCGUCAAGGUUAAAGGGGCACUUGAAGUCAACGGAAGAGUAUACGACACUCAUGAUCGAAUGUUAUCCUUCCACCCCAAGCUUUGGCAUCAGGCACAGCCUUGGACAGGUGAUCGAUGGACCAUCACUGCAUACACGAUUCGGGAUGUAGAUGGUUUGAGCUGGGAACAGUCAAAGUCGUUAAUGUCGCUUGGGUUUCAGUUGAAUUCAUCAAGACGGUUACCAUUUGUUCCAUCGUUGAUUACCGGCGACAGCGAUGAAGAGCUCACACUUUACGACUUCGUGAAGAAGAAGAAGGCCGAGAAAGAUAAG
Molecule: messenger RNA, 1223 nt
Organism: Symbiodinium sp. CCMP2592
Lineage: Eukaryota; Dinophyceae; Suessiales; Symbiodiniaceae
Source: the annotation of a GenBank genome assembly